AUUGGUUUGGGUUUUUCUGGGCUGAAUCUUGGUGUUUUGGAGGUUUUUAUGGUCACAGGAUGCCCGGUGAGUUCUAGGGAUGGACUUGGGCAGGAGGAACCCCCAAGCCAACGCGCUCAGCCCUUGUUUCCCCCCCAUCAGGAUUUGUCCUUCCCAAAGCUUGGGCAGAUGGAGGAGGAGGCUGCGAGGAAGAGGAAGAUGCCUUGGGCCCCCCAGGCAGGCCCCGAGCUGAGGAGGGAGAGCCCGGAGGACAAAUCCCCCCGUGAGACCCUGGUGGGAGAGGCCGUUUUGAAGGGCUCCCCGGCACAGGAAGGCAGCGGGGAGGAAAAGGGCCGGAGAUCCCCCCACAGGAGGGGCUCCAAAGCCAUCCCAGGGUGCUCUGAGGAGGAAAGAGCCAGCCUGUGCCGGGAAGGCGGCUGGAGCUUGAGGCAGAGCUCUGACCUGGUGGUCCCUGAUCAGCCUCCCAGCAGAGAGAAGCCCUUCAAAUGCUUGGAAUGUGGGAAGAGCUUUAGUAGGAGCAACACCCUCCUCACCCACCAGCACAUCCACACUGGAGAACGGCCCUACCCUUGUGGGGAAUGUGGGAAGAGCUUCAGGCAAAGCUCCAAGCUUAUCCAACACCAGCGCAUCCACAGUGGGGAAUGGCCCUACACAUGUAGGGAAUGUGGGAAGGGCUUCAGCGACAGGUUCAGUCAAUGCACCCACCUGCGCAUCCACACUGGGGAACGUCCCUACAGGUGUGGGGAAUGUGGGAAGAGCUUCAACUGCAGCUCCAACCUCCUCACCCACCAGCGCAUCCACACUGGAGAACGUCCCUACACGUGUGGGGAAUGUGGGAAGAGUUUCAGGCACAGCUCCACCCUCCACUCCCACAAGCACAUCCACACUGGGGAACUACCCUACACGUGUGGGGAAUGUGGGAAGAGCUUCAGGAACAGCUCACACCUCCGUAUCCACCAGCACAUCCACACUGGGGAGCGGCCCUACACGUGUGGGGAAUGUGGGAAGAGCUUCAGUGACAGCUCCAAUCUUCACGCCCACCAACGCAUCCACACCGGAGAACAGCCCUACACUUGUGGGAAAUGUGGGAAGAGGUUUCAGACCAGCUCACAUCUCCUCAGACAUGAGCGGACGCACACGGAUGAGAGGCCCUUCUGCUGCACCGACUGCGGGAAGGGCUUCAAGCAGAAUGCUCACCUCGUCACCCAUCGGCGCAUCCACACCAGGGAGAGGCCCUACAAGUGUGGGGAGUGUGGGAAGAGCUUCAGUGACAGCUCUACCUUGACCAGACACCAACGGACCCACUGCUAAGGGAAGCCCUGUGAGUGCCCCGACUGCGGGAAGAGCUUCGGCCGUAGGACUGACACACAAAAAAGGUUUCAAAAGGUCUUCAGGAUUUUGAGUAUC
Molecule: messenger RNA, 1407 nt
Organism: Pseudopipra pipra
Lineage: Eukaryota; Metazoa; Chordata; Aves; Passeriformes; Pipridae
Product: zinc finger protein with KRAB and SCAN domains 7-like
Exons: 2
Coding region: 49-1311 (420 amino acids)
Biological process (GO): regulation of transcription by RNA polymerase II
Cellular component (GO): nucleoplasm
Molecular function (GO): DNA-binding transcription repressor activity, RNA polymerase II-specific; RNA polymerase II cis-regulatory region sequence-specific DNA binding
Source: RefSeq, a predicted model, not a curated record